AUGCGUCUUUCUGAGAUCCUCGCUGUUGCUCUGGUCACUGGCGCUACCGCAUAUGAUCUGCCGGACAACUUGAAGCAGAUCUAUGAAAAGCAUAAGGGAAAAUGUUCAAACGUACUAGAGAGCGGCUUUACCAACGGUGGACAUAGCGAUGGCAAGUCCUUUGAAUACUGUGGCGACAUCGAGGGAGCAAUCUUUAUGCACUCCUCCGCCAAGGGUGGCCUGUACACGAACAUGGAUGUCGACUGCGAUGGAGCCAACAACUCUGCUGGGAAGUGUUCCAAUGACCCCUCUGGUCAGGAUGUGACCGCCUUCAAGGAUGAGGUGAAGAAGUUCGGAAUUCCCGACCUCGAUGCCAACCUUCAUCCCUACAUUGUGUUUGGAAACGAGGAACACUCGCCCAAGUUCAAGCCUCAGAAGCACGGAAUGGAGCCGUUGAGUGUUAUGGCGGUGGUGUGCAAUGGCAAGCUGCAUUAUGGUAUCUGGGGUGACACCAACGGUGGCACUUCUACUGGCGAAGCUUCCCUUUCUAUGGCGGAGCUUUGCUUCCCCGAGGAGAAUCCCGAUGGCGAUCAUGGUCAUGAUGACAACGAUGUCCUCUACAUCGGAUUCACCGGCAAGGAUGCAGUUCCUGGAAAGAGUGCCAACUGGAAGGCCAAGAAGACCGAGGAUUUCGAGGACAGCAUCAAGUCGAUCGGUGACAAGCUGGUCGCUGGUCUCAAGGCCUAG
Aspergillus bombycis is the source of this 726-nucleotide messenger RNA. RefSeq names its product glycosyl hydrolase family 75 chitosanase csnB (gene csnB). The record is from RefSeq and is a predicted model, not a curated record. NCBI's taxonomy places the organism in Eukaryota, Fungi, Ascomycota, Eurotiomycetes, Eurotiales, Aspergillaceae. The coding region runs from base 1 to 726 and encodes 241 amino acids. The transcript has 3 exons. Gene Ontology annotation, molecular function: chitosanase activity.